This is a messenger RNA of Mesitornis unicolor (brown roatelo), 711 nucleotides long. RefSeq names its product COMM domain containing 8 (gene COMMD8). The record is from RefSeq and is a predicted model, not a curated record. The coding region runs from base 1 to 531 and encodes 176 amino acids. The transcript is spliced from 5 exons. Lineage: Eukaryota; Metazoa; Chordata; Aves; Mesitornithiformes; Mesitornithidae.
AUGCUGCGGCUGCUGGAGAAGGUCCCGCUGGGACCUGCCCUGGGGUUUCUUCAUAAAGUAGUUGAUGGCAUAUGUGGCCGUGCAUAUCCUCGAUACCAGGAUUAUGGCAGUAUUUGGAGUUUGUCAGAAUGGAUGGAGGUUUUAGAAGAAACAAUGACGUAUUUCAAAACUGCAGUUGGCAAAAACAUGACUGAUGAAGAGGCUGCUCAGCAGAUAAAUGAGUUAAAUUCAAACUAUCAAGAAGCAAUCACAAAAUGUCUAAAAGGCAGAAAGGAAGAAAUCAGGAAUGCACUAGUGGAAAGAGUAAAUGCAAUAUCUUCUGCGCAGCUGCAGGAUUUUGACUGGCAGUUAAAGCUUGCUCUCUCCAGUGAUAAGAUCUCCAUGCUGCAAAUGCCGCUUCUCAAUCUUGAUUUGGAUGUGCGAGAAAAUGGUGAAAUUAAACCAGUUUCUAUAGAGAUGAAUAAAGAAGAGUUGCAGAACCUAAUAAAUGCACUGGAAGCCGCCAAUAAGGUUGUCUUGCAACUGAAAUGAUGGAAUUCAGAUCAUCGACAGUAUCUGCUGGCAAUGUCUCCCCAAUUGACUUCAACAACAACAACAAAAUGUUCUCUGCAAAGCCAAAAGUUGUUGAUGCUAUUAAAUGCUGAAGUGAGAAGGCCGUUAUGACUUGUGACCAAAUAAACUAUUAAUCCAUUGCUGAAAAUAAUAAAAUCU